This is a messenger RNA of Dovyalis caffra, 603 nucleotides long. The record is from the annotation of a GenBank genome assembly. NCBI's taxonomy places the organism in Eukaryota, Viridiplantae, Streptophyta, Magnoliopsida, Malpighiales, Salicaceae.
AUGGCAUCAAGAAUUCUAGUUUGCCUGUUACUUGCUGUUGCCAUUGCCAACGUGGAAUGUAACCAGGAAGGGGAUGUUCUCAAUUCUUGGAAAACCCAACUGGUUGAUCCAAACAAUGUGCUGCAGAGCUGGGAUCCAACGCUAUUCAAUCCAUGUACAUGGUUUCAUGUCACGUGUAACAACAAUAACAGCGUAACUAGGGUGGACCUUGGCAAUGCUGGAUUAUCAGGUCCUCUUAUCCCCGAGCUUGGGCUUUUGGCUAAUCUUCAAUAUUUGGAGGUAUUUGGCAAUAAUAUCACUGGAACUAUCCCUACAGAAUUGGGUAAUCUAACAAAUCUAGUCAGCUUGGAUUUGUACCAUAAUAAACUGACAGGCCCAAUUCCAGUUUCACUUGGCAACUUGGUAUCAUUGUUAUUCAUGAGAUUGCACGGUAAUAAGCUAACCGGAACAAUACCAACAUCUAUUAUUAACCUCAUUACUACAGGAAGAUUGAGGAUCCUGAAUGUUUCAUACAAUUUAUUGUCAGGGACUGUUCACCGCAAUAAUUCAACAGGAUUCAGAAUUACACAAGUCAUACAAGAUCCAAAGGCUCCUGCGAUGUAA